AUGGCGACAGGCGAGUCUAAACUCGAUGAGCCCGCCAAGGGAGACGAGGUUCAAAUGGUCGAACACCGCGACGACCAGGUCCACGGACGUGCCAUUCAACAGCAAGAGCACAACCGGACUUGGGGACAAACUCUACGCAAAGACCCUCGGCUUCUCUUCUGGAUCGGCGUAAUGCUUUGGACAUUGAUUGUUCGAGGCUUCGAGUCGGGCGCAUCGGGCGCCCUCAUCAGCAUUCCCGUCUUCAGGAGGCGAUUCGGAGUUUUUAUUAAGGGCACGUACUUCAUCUCGACCAAGUGGCAAUCCAUCAUCAGCGGUGCGCCGAACGGAGCUGCCAUUGUGGGCGCCUGGGGCGCCUCCUAUCUGGCUGAUAGGUACGGCUCCAAGCCUUUAACACUGCUGGCUGCCGUCAUCAACAUUGCCUCUAUGUUCAACUUCUUAGCUAUCGGCGCCCUCCUCAAUCUCUGCACCGCCUACAUUGCCGACGUUGCCCCACUGGCCAUCCGAGCCUCUGCCAUUGGAUUCUGCAACCUGUCGCAAUGCAUUGGGCCGUUCAUCGCGGCUAUCAUGUCCAACUACACAGCCAAGUGGGACACGGAUUGGUCCUGGAAAGCCCUUGUCGCUGCGCAGUAUGGAUUCGCCGCCGUGGCACUCGUUGGUCAAAUCUUCAUGCCAGAGUCCCCUGUCUACCUAGUCCGCAUGGGAAGAAUGACGGCUGCGCAGAAGUCUCUGGAACGCAUGUACUCGGACCCGCAGGAUGCCAAGGGCCAUCUUCACCGAAUCAGCCUGACGCUCGAAGAAGCCGAAUUAUCGAACACCGGGUCGUACAUUGACUGUUUCCGGGGCACCAACCUCCGAAGAACUCUGAUCUGCAUCAUGGUUUUCCUCUCCGGGCCCAUGGCCGGUUUGGGCUUCGUCGGCAGCUACGGCGCUCUGAUGUACCAAUAUCUGGGUAUCUCCGACCAGAAGUCUUUUGAGAUCAGGAUCGGCGCAGAAGUCCUGUCCAUGUCCGGUGCUACCAUUGCAUUUCUCAUGGCCGAUUGGUGGCAACAGCCGCUGUCACAGAAUCCUACCUCUUGGUCGUUUAUUAGCCCCUUCAUGUUUAAUCCAGAUUACGGCAACCUGAAGGCCAAGAUUGGCUUCGUGUUCGGGGCGUUCAUGUUCAUCUUCGCGAUCCUCGCGUACUUCUUCGUGCCCGAAACGCGCAGGAGAACGUACGAGGAGCUAGACGAGCUUUUCAUGAAGAAGGUGCCCACCCGCCAGUUCCGCAAGUACGUUACCGUGGCCGAGCAACGUGCCGCCGAGGCAUGCGCCGUGCAAGAGAAGAUUGCUCCGGAUCUGAAAGUGUGA
Messenger RNA from Verticillium dahliae VdLs.17, 1347 nucleotides. RefSeq names its product general alpha-glucoside permease. The transcript has 3 exons. Lineage: Eukaryota; Fungi; Ascomycota; Sordariomycetes; Glomerellales; Plectosphaerellaceae. Gene Ontology annotation, biological process: carbohydrate transport; transmembrane transport. The record is from RefSeq and is a predicted model, not a curated record. Gene Ontology annotation, molecular function: carbohydrate:proton symporter activity. Bases 1 to 1347 code for a protein of 448 amino acids. Gene Ontology annotation, cellular component: membrane.